Phyllostomus discolor (pale spear-nosed bat) is the source of this 2996-nucleotide messenger RNA. RefSeq names its product 3-hydroxy-3-methylglutaryl-CoA synthase 2 (gene HMGCS2). Gene Ontology annotation, cellular component: mitochondrion. Lineage: Eukaryota; Metazoa; Chordata; Mammalia; Chiroptera; Phyllostomidae. Gene Ontology annotation, molecular function: hydroxymethylglutaryl-CoA synthase activity. Gene Ontology annotation, biological process: acetyl-CoA metabolic process. Bases 414 to 1961 code for a protein of 515 amino acids. The transcript is spliced from 10 exons. The record is from RefSeq and is a predicted model, not a curated record.
GGUCAAACGUCCCAGCUCGGAAUCCCCUCUGUUUUCGUGUUUGUGAGGAAGGGGAUGAUGUGGGUUUGCGUGUUCCGAUAAGCAACAUCUGGCUGCCCGCCAAGAACCGAACCUCGGUCCUCACUGACCUGCCCCUUCUUCUGGCGUUCUUGGUUGAAGCUCUGGGAAUCGUCACCCACAUCUCCCUUGUUGGUGUAUGCACAGCUGAUCCCAUGCUCUGGGGUCUGAAUAGGUAUUCAGAAUCUUCUUUGUGGGUCUUUUUUUUUUCUCUAUUUGUCUGUCCCCUCCUAAUGCAGACUGCAUCGACUCGAAAGCCAUCCUCAGAGCUGGUCCCAUCUCAGUGCGGGAUUCACUGCCUUUAAAACGAAGGGACACUUGUGCCCCCGACCUUGUGGUCCCCACCUGCUUUCCUCAUGUGCCUCCUCCCUUCCCUCUCCACUCCAGGUGUCCUCACCUGUUCAGUCACCCCCACUGUGGCCACUGCCUCUUCCAGCCCCCUCCAGUUCUUCACUAGCAGGAGCUCCACUCAUCCGUCAAGGUUUUCUACAGGCCCUGCUGUCCCCUUGGCCAGAACGAACACUUGGCCAAAGGAUGUGGGCAUCCUGGCCAUGGAGUUGUAUUUCCCCGCCCAGUAUGUGGACCAAACAGACCUGGAGAAGUAUAACAACGUAGAAGCCGGGAGGUACACGGUGGGCUUGGGCCAAACCCACAUGGGCUUCUGCUCAGUGCAGGAGGACAUCAACUCCCUGUGCCUAACGGUGGUGCAGCGGCUGAUGGAGCGCACGGAGCUCCCGUGGGACUCUGUGGGCCGGCUGGAAGUGGGCACCGAGACCAUCAUCGACAAGUCCAAGGCUGUUAAAACGGUGCUCAUGGAGCUCUUCCAGAACUCGGGCAACACUGACAUCGAGGGCAUAGAUACCACCAAUGCCUGCUACGGCGGCACUGCCUCCCUCUUCAACGCGGCCAACUGGAUGGAGUCCAGCUACUGGGAUGGUCGCUACGCCAUGGUGGUGUGUGGGGACAUCGCCGUGUACGCCAGAGGAAAUGCUCGCCCCACGGGCGGGGCCGGGGCCGUGGCAAUGCUGGUUGGGCCCGAGGCUCCCCUGGUCCUUGACAGAGGGCUUCGGGGAACCCACAUGGAGAACGUCUACGAUUUCUACAAACCAGAUGGGUCCACGGAAUACCCAAUGGUGGACGGGAAGCUCUCCAUCCAGUGCUACUUACGGGCCUUGGACCAAUGUUACGCAGUAUACCGUCAAAAAAUCCAGAACCAGUGGAAGCAAGCUGGCAUCGACCGACCUUUCACUCUCGAUGAUUUACAGUUCAUGAUCUUCCACACACCCUUUUGCAAGAUGACCCAGAAAUCCCUGGCUCGCCUGAUGUUCAAUGACUUCCUGUCCGCCAGUAACGACACACAGAUCAGCCACUACAAGGGGCUGGAGGCCUUCAGGGGGCUAAAGCUGGAAGACACCUACAACAACAAGGAGCUCGAAAAAGCUUUGCAAAAGGCCUCCCUGGACAUGUUCAACAGGAAAACCAAGGCCUCCCUUUACUUCUCCACCCACAACGGAAACACGUACACCUCGUCCCUGUAUGGGUGUCUGGCCUCACUUCUGUCCCAGCACUCUGCCCAGGACCUGGCUGGCUCCAGGAUUGGUGCCUUUUCCUAUGGCUCUGGCUUGGCAGCCAGUUUCUUUUCACUUCAAGUGUCCCAGGACGCUUCUCCAGGCUCCCCCCUAGAAAAGCUGGUAUCUAGUAUGUCAGACCUGCCAGAACGCCUUGCCUCCAGGAAGCGCAUGUCUGCUGAGGAGUUCACGGCAAUCAUGGACCAAAGAGAACAAUUCUUCCACAAGGUGAAUUUCUCACCCCCUGGAGACAUAAAGAACCUUUUCCCAGGCACCUGGUACCUGGAGAGAGUGGACGAGCUGCAUCGCCGGAAGUACGCCCGCUGUCCGGUCUGAAGGUGCUUCGUGGAGCGGUCCCCAGGAAAAGUCCACUAGCAGAGCUUUUGCCCACGAAUCAUGUAAAGAAAAACAAACAACCCACUCGGAGCUGGUACACAGAUCAGAUUGGACACACCAGUCCUGUAAGCCCUGGCGAGUGACAGCCGCCCUCCAUGGGGCCUUCGUGCCUUUUCCUGCUGUAGUCACCGUCAUGAGCCUGUGACUCUGUGGGUCAGGGGCCCUUUGUGAAAAAGAGGGCUGGGGAAAAGGCCUGGCCUUGACCUCCAGAAAUGCGGCAGAUCAGCUGUCUCCAGGAUCCGGAUAACUCGCUUAUCGUCCAUUGCAGCUUUGUUUUUAUUAUUAUUACUAAAUCUCUGUGCUGUUCUGUCUUUAUUCUUUCUUUCAGUUUUCUGUGAAUUUCUAAGUUAUAUACCUGGUACUAAGCUAAUAUAACACCAUUAAAAAGGUAGAGAAGUGAGGGGGAAGAGGUGAAGGGCAUCCAUUGCACGGCAUUAGAUAAGAACUAGACUUUGGUCCCGGCCAGCAUGGCUCAAUUGGUUGAACCGUCGUCCUGUAACCAAAAAUUUGCGGGUUCGAUUCCUGAUCAGGGCAACACACCCAGGUUUGUGUUCACUCCGUGGUCUGGGCCUGUAGGAGAGGCAACCAAUCGAUGCUCCUCUCUUGCAUGGAUGUUUGUCUCUCUCUCCCUUCCUCUCUCUCUAAAAAGGGAUGAAAAACAUGUCCCUGGGUGGAGAUAAAAUAAAUAAACAACUAGACUUCUGGAGGCGAUGACUUUGUAGUAUAUACAGAUGUCUAAUUAGAAUGCAUGCUGUACACCUGAAAUUUAUAUAAUAAAGAAAUAAAAGUAAAAGGCAAGAGAGGCAACCAAGCCCUAACUGUGCACAGAAACGAAAAUCACAAACAAGAAAACGAAAUGAGAUACUCAAAAGAGAAAAGGAGGAAACAGUUCUUCUACUUCCUGGAAACCAGAACAUAGAAAAAUUCACACUGGCUGCCCUGAAGAGAAGCCUGCUCCGCCCUCUGGCCCCCCGG